Molecule: messenger RNA, 1047 nt
Organism: Polypterus senegalus (gray bichir)
Lineage: Eukaryota; Metazoa; Chordata; Cladistia; Polypteriformes; Polypteridae
Exons: 8
Coding region: 103-1047 (314 amino acids)
Biological process (GO): signal transduction
Source: RefSeq, a predicted model, not a curated record
CGUUGUCGUGGAUACAGAUGUGAAGAAAUUGCUGAAGGUUUGGCUCUAAUUGCAACUUGUGAAGCAAAUAAAAUUAAGAUUUAUGAAGCUGGGGCUGUUCCCAUGUUGAUCGAAUGUAUGGAGGAGGGAACCACAACGGAGAAGAUGUACGCCGCAAAAGUGAUUUGGCAGCUUGCCUUUGAUGAAAGUCUGCGGGCAAAACUGGAAGAGGAUGACACGCUGAUGAACCUGCUGGAUACGCUAAGCACCGAUUCCGACAGGCUGCUUUCAGUUGCUGCCAGUGGGGCCAAGUGGGUGAUAGAAAAGCAAGCAGAGGAAAACAAGAUGUUAAAUAUAGGCACAAAAGGAAAGCAUAUCAUGAUUAGCUACCAGUGGGAUAACCAGAAGACCAUGGUGGAAGUGAAGAAACGACUGCAAAAUGCUGGCCUCAAUGUGUGGAUGGAUGUGGAGAAAAUGGCCGGAUCUACCCUGCAGGCCAUGGCCGAGGCUGUUGAAAAUGCAUAUAUUAUCAUCAUGUGCAUCUCUGCCAAGUACAAGGAGAGCCCAAGCUGCAGGACAGAGGCUGAAUACAGCUUUGAGCUGCGUAAAGACAUCAUUCCUCUCAUGAUGGACAAAAAUUACAAACCAGACGGCUGGCUGGGAGCAAUAUUAGGAUCCAAACUGUAUAUUGACUUCGGCAAGCAUGCCAACUUUGAGGACAGCUUCCAUCGGUUGAAGAAGGAACUUGGUAACCAUGUUCCAUCAAGUGGUGAUGUUGUUGAUGGUCCAGCUGUGGCCUCCACGACCAAGCAGGGGAAUGGGAAUGCUAAUGACUCUGAAGUUUUCUCGUGGACUAAAGAAGAUGUUGAAAAGUGGUUGAAAGAAAAUCAGCUGGAUUUCUGCCUCAAUCUCUUUACAGAGUAUGAUGGCCCACUGAUCUGCCAGCUGCAGCAGUUACGCCGAGAGGCUCCUGGUUUCUUCUUUAAGAGUCUGAGAAGAGAAAUGGGAUUCAACUCAAUGACUGAAAUUCUACAAUUCGUCAAUGCCCUGGAGAAGCUGAACAUCUGA